AUGGCUAUUAGUUGUGGUUGCAAGGGCAGCUAUAAUUCCUCUAAGCAUGCUACUCUCUUCCUAGUCAUCUUAUUAUUUAGCGGUAGAGCAUGCUGUGAUGAUCAUCCAGAUGCAUCUAAGAGGAUCAGUUGCUUGGAGAGUGAAAGGAGUUCUCUACUUGCCAUCAAGUCUGAUUUGUAUAACUCUGAUCACUGGCUUUCUUCUUGGAGCGGUUAUGAUUGUUGCAACUGGAGUGGAGUCGCCUGUGACAACACCACUAGCCAUGUCAUUAUGCUUGAUGUCCACUACCCAUUUGAUCCAUAUGUUUCAUAUCCUGACAAAAGUAAGGUAAAUCCUUCUUUGUUUAACUUGAAGCACUUAAAAUACCUGAAUUUAAGCAACAACAACUUCGACUCAACCCGCAUGCCUAGUAUGAUUUCCUCGCUUGUCCAUUUGGAACAUCUUGGCCUUUCCAAUGCCAACUUUAAUGGAUUAAUUCCACAACAACUAGGCAGCCUUUCUAACCUACACUACCUUGACCUUGGUUGUUGUGAUAAUUGGUAUUCUUCACUAUGGUCAAAUGACCUGAGUUGGCUUUCCCACUUAACUUCUCUAGAAUAUCUAGACAUGAGUUGUGUCAAUCUCUCUUUAGCCAAUAAUUGGGUUCACCAAAUUAAUUAUAAUAGCCUAGAACAUCUUGCUUUAUCAAAUUGUGGGCUACAAGAUGCAACAGGAGGAGCUGGCACAAAUAAUUUAUCAAGUAAUCAAAUAGAAGGAAAUAUUUCAGUGAAUGCCACUGGAAAGUUGAAGCAUUUGGAAUUAGCUGAUAAUUCUUUAACAAAAGUUCCACUAAAUAUGGGAAGUCUUUUUCAUCUUGAAUGUCUAGAUUUAUCUUGGAAUUAUAUAACUGAUGUGAUACUUUUGAGCAUGGUUAACCAUAGUUGCUUGGAGCAUUUAGAUUUGCAAGGUAAUCAUAUCAUCGGAGAGAUACUUCUGAGCUUGGGCAAUUUUAUCCACUUAAAGUAUUUAGAUUUGUCUGGUAAUGAUAUCACUGGAGAGAUACCUCUGAGCAUGGACAACCUGACUAGCUUGACACAUUUGUAUGUGUCAUCUAAUGAGUUUUAUGGAUGUAUACCAGAUGUUUUGGGUAAUCUCGUCAAUUUGGAGGAAUUAGACAUAUCCGAUAAUAAUAUUUCUUGUCAAAUACCUAGAAGCAUUGGUAGACUUCACAACUUAAGGAAUUUUGAUGCAUUUGGGAAUAACUUGAUGGGGGCAGAUACCAUUGAGUUUGGGUGA
Messenger RNA from Zingiber officinale, 1275 nucleotides. Its product is annotated as receptor-like protein EIX1. Gene Ontology annotation, molecular function: protein binding. The transcript has a single exon. Bases 1 to 1275 code for a protein of 424 amino acids. The record is from RefSeq and is a predicted model, not a curated record. NCBI's taxonomy places the organism in Eukaryota, Viridiplantae, Streptophyta, Magnoliopsida, Zingiberales, Zingiberaceae.